Messenger RNA from Rhinichthys klamathensis goyatoka, 2297 nucleotides. RefSeq names its product interferon-induced GTP-binding protein Mx3-like. The record is from RefSeq and is a predicted model, not a curated record. Bases 136 to 2154 code for a protein of 672 amino acids. The transcript is spliced from 14 exons. Gene Ontology annotation, molecular function: GTP binding; GTPase activity; microtubule binding. Gene Ontology annotation, cellular component: microtubule; cytoplasm; membrane. Gene Ontology annotation, biological process: defense response to virus. Lineage: Eukaryota; Metazoa; Chordata; Actinopteri; Cypriniformes; Leuciscidae.
UUCUCUUCAGCAUCACCUCAAAUGCUCUAUUUGGCUGAAACCUAAAUUAUACAAUUUACAAGAGGCAUCUAAAUCUAAGAACAUUAUCUUUUCUCAGAACUGAUUUUUUAAAAGAAUUCCCUUUUUAUCCAGAAAAUGUCUACUUCAGACUUAUCUUCUUUAUUGCUAUCUCCACUUCGAAGAAAUGCUUAUGAUGAUGAUGAAGAAGAUAGUGACAGUUCUCAAGAUGAAAGUCAGCAAAUGAAGGGAGCAGUUCACAGUUAUUUAGAGGAGAGCAUUCGUCCGUACAUUGAUCUGAUCGACACUCUGCGGUCAGUUGGCAUUCAGAAGGACGUGGCAUUACCGACUAUUGCAGUGAUCGGAGAUCAGAGUUCUGGGAAAAGCUCUGUGUUGGAAGCGCUGUCUGGAGUUGCAUUACCAAGAGGAAGCGGAAUUGUCACCAGAUGUCCACUAGAGCUGAGGCUGAAGAAGGUAACUGGUGGAGUCAAGUGGAAGGCUGUUCUGUCCUACCGUAAAAAGAGAAAUGAAUCUGUGGAUUCUUCAUUUGUUGCAGGUCCUAUUAAACCCAGCAAAUUGGCAAAUGGAAAGGUAGCACAUUCAACAAAUGAUGUGAAGAAAUUUGAAUUUGGAGAUCCUUCAUUAGUUGAAGAACAUGUUACAGCAGCCCAGAAUGAGCUGGCAGGAAGUGGGGUAGGAAUAUGUGAUGAACUCAUCACUUUAGAGGUCAUGUCACCAGAUGUGUGUGACCUCACAGUGAUCGAUCUACCUGGAAUUGCCAGAGUCCCAGUUAAAGGACAACCCCAAGAUAUUGGAAAUCAGAUAAAACAUCUGAUUAUGAAAUUUAUUAAGAAGCAAGAGACUAUAAACCUGGUAGUGGUUCCUUGUAACACUGACAUUGCAACAACAGAGGCAUUAAAAAUGGCACAAGAAGUAGAUCCUGAGGGCGGAAGAACUGUCGCCAUUUUGACCAAGCCAGACCUCAUAGACAGGGGAACAGAGAAGGACAUCCUGGACAUUGUCCACAACAAAGUGAUUCCUCUCAGCAAAGGUUACACCAUGGUGAAGUGUAGAGGACAACAGCAGAUCGAUGAGAACAUUCCUCUGGAGGAGGCGACACAAAUAGAGAGAGAUUUCUUCCAAAACCAUGACCAUUUCAGAGAUCUCUUGAAUGAGGAUAAAGCGACUAUUAAAUGUCUUGCUGUCAAGCUGACUCAGAAUCUUGUUGAUCAUAUCAAAACAUCACUGCCACAGCUCAAUCAGCAGAUUAAAAAAAUGUUGUUGGACGUGAAGAUUGAGCUUAAGGAGUGCGAGCCUGGACCACCAGAAGAUCUUAAGGGAGCCAAACAGUUCCUCGUUGAAACCCUAAAAAGAUUCAGUGAUCAAAUCGACUCUUUAUCAUCAGGGGAACAGAUGAGUGGGGAAAACUUGUUUGUCCAGCUUCGGGCUGAGUUCAAGAAGUGGAAUGAUCAUCUUAACAGCACAAAAACAACCUUCAGCAAUUCAAAAGAGUUGAGCCAGACUAACAGAGGGAGGGAACUGCCCGGAUUCAGUAACUACAGAUUGUUUGAGUCGCUUCUGCAAAAACAUGUGGCCAACCUUAAGAAGCCAGCCGUUGAAUUACUCAAUGCCAUCAAAGACAUCAUCAUCGCACAUUUGACUGACGUGGUGAGUCAGUGUUUCAGGAACUACUCUGUCCUUCAAAAGACCGCUAAGGACAAAAUCAACAACAUUCAGUUAACCCAGCAAGAAAAGAUGGAGCAGAUGAUCUCAGAGCAGUUUGAAAUGGAAAACUUGGUCUACACUCAAGAUCCCAAAUACUUUAAGGUCUUGAGUGAGAUUACGAAUGAGAAGUUUUCAGAGGAUCAGUUACCCAUCUUUGACAAAAAUUGCAAGUACAGUAAAAUGAUGGAGGCGUAUUAUGAGAUUGUGGUGCAGCGAAUGGCUGACCAACUGCCCAUGAUGAUCUUAUUUUUCAUGUUGAAGCAGACUGCUCAGCUCCUGUCUACUGACAUGUUGUGUUUAGUGGAUGGGGCAAAUGUGAGUGAGCUCCUGUUUGAGGACUCUGAUGUCAGCAGAAGGCGCAAAGAACUACGAGAGCGCCGGGAUCGUUUGAGUGCUGCUCAGGAAGCACUUAACACGUUUUUUUUCUACUAACUAGAGGGUAUAUCUGAAAAUUCAUAUAAUGUAUCUAUGUCAAUCUUAUAAUGUAUCUGACAACUUCUAAACAAACAUCCAUUUUCCAUAAAUAAACCUAUACAAUUUUCUUCAGAAUAUUAAAAUAUACAUUCAUAAACCCA